AUGCGGACUUCUUUUUGUCCUUUGUUGACGAUGUCCACUUGGAAGCCUGCAUCUGGUCACAUCCUCUACCUUUCUGCCCUCCAUUCUUGCUAUAGUAUCUCCACUCUCUCAGGCGCACUUUCUUUAUGCAUAUCUAACUGUUGUUCUGACCAUUUACGUCGCCCGCGGACGCCCGAGCUUCAAUCUCCCCGGAUUCUUUUCCAAACCACUCCAGUUUGCACCGCCUGGAGCUCAGCCAAGCCCCAUGAGGGCGUCCUUCCCUCCUUCAAUGCCAAAGAAUCGGUCACCCAAAACCAGUUCUUUUCCAUUAUUCAAACAAACGAGUAUCGUUCUUCCGGACGAGCAAGGCUGUCCAAGCUCAGCGCUCAUGGUCUUCUACUAACUCUCAUGCCUUCCAAGAAACUCAGUGAUGCGGAGCGUCUUGCAGCGCUCGAAGCUGAGAACAAGCGUCUCAAGCGACAAGCUCGAGCCCAAAAGUACUUCGAGAGUAGAGUGACAUUGUCAAAGCAACGCAAGCCAGUCGUGGAGAAGGUUGUUCUCCUAAUACAAGCGGAGAUUAAUUUCUACCAUCAGUUUCAAGAUGGAUGGCCCAUUCGUGAUAUCCUGGCCCGAUAUCUCUCAAACAAAUCUUCGCGCAACAAGCAGGACAUAGAGGCAGAGCGCAAGGACGCGAAAGCCGAUUCACGAAAGCGGCGAAGGGAUGCGUCCGAAAACUCUUCUGAUGAAGAGGAAGGGGAGGACCAGGAGGACGAAGAGGACAGCGCAGGGGAGGAUGAGCUGCAUAAAGGGUAUGACACCGAUCAUGAGGAUUUGGCCAAAGGCAAGCGGAAAAGGAAGGGACCGUCGCCCAGUAGGGGAAAGGCUCGAAUCCGAGAUGCCGAACCUGCAAAGAAGAAAUCGGACAAGCGCGCUGUCGAGCUGAUGUUUCUCAAGAAAUCAAGUGUCCCAACGAAGCGCGCGAAAAAAAUUAAAGCCAAGAAAAAUAUCAUAGUGUCAGAUUCUGAAGAUGGCGAACAACGUCGUAGAUCAGUCUCUUUGGCAGGAGAGAAUUCACCCCGCCGACGCACAGAUCUUGUUCAUGCCAAGGGUAAGGCCGGUUCACACCAGGACCUCACCGCAAUUGAUCAUACAGAUAAUCUGGCUACCCGUUCGAAGGGUAAAAGUGUCCGAGCUUUCUCGGAGCUGACCAACGCCAAUGAAAUUUCGACCUUCCGUGAUAACCUCAGUCUCAUAAAUCAAUGUCCCGUGGUGGGAUGUGAUGAAGACAUGCCUGUUGAGCCUAGCGACGCGCUCACGGACCUCAUUCAUACCUACAACGAGCUCAGAUGUGUUUCCGAGCCAUUCGAUAAUGGGGAGCAUCUGACAGAAGUGAAGGAUGCGAUAUGCACGGAGAUUCGCGCUGGAAACGUCAAGAUGGAUGGUCAGGAUCAAGCUUGGACAGAUUUUUGUGAGAAGGUUCCGGACAUCGACGCCCUUCGGAGAGACCUUUCAAUACAAAAGCGAGUCGCUUACCUCAAAAAUGUGGGAUAUUUCGGCGGCAUGGGCGAAUUUGUCAUCAUGAACACGCUUACUGCAGCGUGUCGUAUAUAUCGUCCAGAGCUGUUCGCUCCUUUGGAACCACGGGAGUUUCUAGAUUUUAUCGUCAUUCCCCAUGUGGCAACUUUCCUAAUGGCUCAGGAUUACCACGACGGUGACAUCGAUAAACCACAAUUCCUUGGCUGCUAUCGCCGUAUGUUGUGGUCGAGCGCUGAGUAUGGUAGGAUCGUGUUUCCCUGGCCAAGGCAUGACAACAAGGACGCAACCAUUAUUGAAGAGGCAAAUGAGAAAUUAUCGGAUUACAUAAAGUUAGAGAGGCCAAGAGAAAAUUCUAAACACCAAGAUAUUUCACUGAAGAGUCCAUCCCCGAGCAACGCGAAAGCACGAGUCCCGAGCAUAUCUGCCACAUCACCCCACCGCUCUGAAGAAAUCGGUCACGCUCCCGAAGGGGGGCCCAACGAGAGGCGCGCCAGGUGUCAACCGGCACUGGAACACAUGGAUUGUGAUCCCGUCGUCCCACCAAAAAUAAGGGAUAAAAAGCAACGGCCACGCCAGAUCGAGACGCUAAAAUCGGUCACCCUCUCUACCCACCCCGAAGGACGAACCAACUCGUACUCUCCGCUCCAAAACACGCUCGAAGGUAUUGGCUGGGGUCAUCGUACCCAUAUGUUUCUAAUUGUGUUGAAUGUAGGCCGUAUGAUGGUCUUUGCGCCCACGAUCUUUUUCGCUCUCUCACUCGCGGCUUCCGCAUAUACGCUUUGA
Molecule: messenger RNA, 2298 nt
Organism: Laccaria bicolor S238N-H82
Lineage: Eukaryota; Fungi; Basidiomycota; Agaricomycetes; Agaricales; Hydnangiaceae
Exons: 18
Coding region: 1-2298 (765 amino acids)
Source: RefSeq, a predicted model, not a curated record